UCCGACUGUCAACAACGGAAAAAUCGCGCGCCCGCUCUUUCGCUUUUCGGCCAAUUUUUCGGGGGAAAGCUUAGGCUGGUUCUUUCUCUUCCUAGUGUGGUUGGUGGUGAUAGUGUUUGUUGGUUAGAAAAUCGCAACCUGGGAAGACUGAAAGGAGGAGGGAAAGGAGAGUUCGGAGAUUUUGACAAACGUCUCGUCGUCGUAUUCGGACUUUAGGCAGAUCGUGACACCGAUGGGGGCUGAUGGUGUGUGGUAACCAGCACUGGGUCUCGGUGGCGGUGGUGGGAGCGAAGUGAGUGAGUGAAACAGAACAAUCCCUGUUGUGAUUGAAUCCGUUGUUGUUGUUGUUGUUGUUGUUGUUGGGCCACACGGACCAUAGAGAGGCCUCCACUCGACGGGAGUGGGGAAGGGGAUCAGUGUGAGAAAGUGCAAACCCCCUUUUGGGGCCUGAUGCAGCAGAGAGGGAGGGAGCGAGAGAGAGAGACAAUCUGGCGUUGGACUGCUGUAAAGUAGAAGUUGUUAAUAUAUAACAAGUUGCAUCAUAGUCUUAAGACUUCAGUCUUAAGAAAGUGAACCGCCAAUAAACAUCUUUCGCAAAAAAAAACAUCGCGGCGCAAGCUCUCCAAAAUUCCGCGCACUGUUGGUGAAUUUCUGUUUUUUUUUCGGGAUUUUGAAAUCGACGAGUUCGUUGAGCUAUUCGUGCGUGAUUCAAGGACCUUCCGGUGCACGGCGGAACCAGCAGCAAAAAGGAGAAGCAAUAUCAGCUGUUGUGCAUUCUCGGGACAAGGAUUACAAUGGAUUAUUUCUACUUUUGGAUUUACAACAAGAAAACAUGAAAAUGGAUAUUUAUGGGAAAGUGAUGAUGGACUAAUAACUCAAAACCUGGACCAAGAAGGACUAGAUAGUGAAUAGUGCAAUCAAAGGAGAAAACACAGUUGUGCAAUUUAGAAGUUCCCAGAAGUUUGUGUGCAAUCACAGAAGUUUGUAGAAUUUUUAAAGGCCAUCUUGAAGUAGUGUGUUUGUGCGAGUGAAGAUCGAUAGGAAAAAUAUGGAAUCGCCGCAAAUGUACGAUACGAAUCAAAUUCAAGUGCGCAGUGAUAUUAAAAAAUUAACAAUGGCAGCAAACAACAACAAUACCAAUAAUAAUAAUGCGUCUACGCCAAAUAACAAUAACAACAAUUCCCCGACUGCGGUCAAUCAGAACACGUUGGCCCUCAAGCAGCAACAGCAGCAGGCAGUACAGCUUAAUCAACACGCACAGACCAAUGGUAAUGUGCUGAACAACGGAAAUCUCCUAUCGAAGCAAAUGCUGCAACAAAUCCAGUACUCGCAGAGUGAGCUGGAUGAGCUUACAUCUCAGGAAAUCUCCCUGGACCUCCAGCAUCUGAUCGAUGAUCAGUUCCGUGAUCCGGAGGCGCUCGGUAUCUUCACCGAGAUGGUCACUGUUGGCAGUACCAACGGUGGCGUUACCAACCCAUUGGUCCAGACAGCGGCAGCUAAAGCACUCCAGCUACAGCAGGCCCGCCUGUCCCAGCAUACCAAUGGAACCAAUAACUAUCAACGAUCUCUGGCCUACAUGCCACAGCCAGUGCACACAGGCGCUACCUACGCGAACAACUCCAGCGACGAGAACAGCAGUGUCGGAUCUUCGGAUUCGGCAAACAUCAAAGAAGAACCUGUGGAUCCCAAUGAGUACCGUCGUCAGCUGCAGAACAGUGGAGCCCAGUUCAUGGGCAAUGCGACCUAUCAGCUCACCGGAGGAGGUGCGGGAGGCGGUGGUGUUGGAGCUACCAAUUACGUUACCAAUGGCAAUGGGAACACCUUUUCGAACCUAACUCCGGCCACCGUACUUCAUCACCAGGCCCUGCCACAUCUAGCCGGGGCAGCCCACCUGGCAAACCUUACCAAACACAACAAAAUGCUACCACACGUUUCCAGGAAGAACCAACAGAAGUCGGUGGACAAAGGCACCGACGAGUACCGAAGACGACGUGAACGGAACAACAUCGCGGUCCGGAAGUCGCGGGAAAAGGCCAAGGUGCGGUCACGCGAAGUCGAGGAGAAGGUUAAGGCGCUCCUCAAGGAGAAGGAUGUGCUCCUGCGGAAGAUCGAGGAGAAGAACAACGAAAUUCAGCUCUACAAGCAGCUCUACAUGCAUCUGAUGAACCACAGCAAUCCGGAGAUCAACCAGAUCUGCCGCAGUGCGCUGAAUCUGUCGAACAUGGGUGAUCAUAUGUAGGAUUAGUGACCCGUACCUAUACCAACCCAUAUACGACCCUCUCUCACUACCUUCUUUCCUGUCUCCCCGUCUCCUUUUUUCUCCACACGAAAUGGUCUGUCUAGCUUGUAGUAAAUUAAACCGCGAGGAAUGCAUUAUUUAGUGAAAUUUAGUACCAAUAUGUACAUAGAGGCGAACUUGUUGCAGCAAACGUUGUGUGAGCAAUGAUGAUGCUUUGGAACCGGACUCGAAACGCGGAUAAAGUUUCGCAAAAUUGAUCCUUUUUUGAUUGAACGUUGAACCAAAGACAGUAUGUGUAAAAUGUGUUAUAUUCCAAAUGGAAACGGAAUGCGCGAGGCAAAGCUGUGUGCAGAACCUUCCGGAACGAUGGAUUACCUGUAAAUAGACUUAACUCUUUUUUUUUGUUUGUUUUAACGCCGUCAGUGGAAAACGCGCGCUAGAAAAUUUGUGUUUUUCCAUUCAAGAAAACAUAAAAACGGGACAGCUUUGAUAAGACUUAUUUUUUUAUUUCUAUUAUUACAAAUUUUUUAGAUCAUAUUUUAUUCGUUUGUGAAUGUUGAAUAAAUGUUUAAAUAACGGCUUGGAAACAAAGUGUUAUGUUUGGUCAACAGAAAGAAAUAUUAUUUUUUUCUAGUUUCGUUGUUCUCUUCUUCCGUAAUCGUGUAAUUUUUAUUUUGUGAAUAGAACGAAACAAAAAAAAAUGGUCAGUCGUUGUGAACCACAAGCCCUUUCCCACAUAGAAUUAAUUGUAUAAUUUGAAAAACAAAAAAAAAAUGCCUUUUCUCCGAAUACUUAUCCCAAUCACAUGAUUCUUUGAAACGAAGUUACCAAUCUCAGCCCGUUUGAGCACUAAAUCAUGUACAUACCGAACCGUGUAAAAAAAUCUUAUCCCUUCAACUAGUAUCGAACAUCAAAAAAGACAAUGUUUAUAGACUAAUAAAAUCAAGCACUGUAUAAAUUAAUUUCUAGCAAAAGAAAAAAAAAACACGGAUAUCGCUGCAAUAAUAGUUUUAAUAUCUGGAGCAAAGCAGUGCGGUACAGAAGUGUGGCAGAAGUUCCGUUUUCCGCACAACUAACUGGAAGUUGAACUAGGCUAGUUUUUGCAUAGAGAAAGUGAUAUAGAAAUCUAGUUAAAAAAAAGGGGUGCGCAAGUGCGGCAUUGCAAUGAAAGAAUAGAAUAGAAGAAAAAAACCGAAAGUAAACUGAACCAGGCCCAUUCUUACAAGACUCGAAGUGCGUUAGAACUAAGAAAGUGACAAUCGAAACGCAAAGUGUAAGCUAUAUUUUCUUAUACAUAUUAAUAACAGCGGAAUGUAAAUGAUAGCUCUAUUUAAAUCUGUAGCAACAAUCACACAGCGGGGGGGGGGGGAAAUUGAAUAAGCUGAAGAGAGAAGAAGCAGAAACAAGCAAUCUGAAAACCUGAGAAGGAUUUGUUACCACUUAGGCUUACUGUAUCAUGUAACAAUAGGGGAUAAGCUAACGAAAACAUGUAUUCGUUUUUUGGAUGCUCCAAUACUAUUUUUUCUACAACUAAAAAAAAAGCAGGGACGCGAUUCAGACUUAAAACUAAGGGAAGACUUUGAACAUGCGAUUAUUGAGACCACUGUUUCAAAUUAGAAAAACAAAAACACACAAACCUAUAUAAGAACUGUAUCUUUCUCAGCUUGAAAAGUCUGUUUUGAAACUAAGAUGUGAAAUAAAG
This is a messenger RNA of Toxorhynchites rutilus septentrionalis, 3941 nucleotides long. It is a transcript of the gene slbo, whose product is annotated as CCAAT/enhancer-binding protein. Gene Ontology annotation, biological process: regulation of transcription by RNA polymerase II; DNA-templated transcription. Lineage: Eukaryota; Metazoa; Arthropoda; Insecta; Diptera; Culicidae. The coding region runs from base 1049 to 2239 and encodes 396 amino acids. The record is from RefSeq and is a predicted model, not a curated record. Gene Ontology annotation, molecular function: RNA polymerase II cis-regulatory region sequence-specific DNA binding; DNA-binding transcription factor activity, RNA polymerase II-specific. The transcript has a single exon.